Clarias gariepinus (North African catfish) is the source of this 4633-nucleotide messenger RNA. RefSeq names its product zinc finger protein 271-like. The transcript is spliced from 8 exons. Gene Ontology annotation, molecular function: protein binding; DNA-binding transcription factor activity, RNA polymerase II-specific; histone methyltransferase activity. The coding region runs from base 193 to 3117 and encodes 974 amino acids. The record is from RefSeq and is a predicted model, not a curated record. NCBI's taxonomy places the organism in Eukaryota, Metazoa, Chordata, Actinopteri, Siluriformes, Clariidae. Gene Ontology annotation, biological process: regulation of transcription by RNA polymerase II.
CUCCAGGUCGCUCGGUCUCCAAAUUCCCGGAAAAAGCCGCUACUCGCUUGAUCCUCUUUAUCACGUGAACAAAUUCCUGACAGUUUGCAGUUACCGCUGGAUGUGAUGAGUUUAUUAAAAAUAAAAACCCUAUUGUUUGUGAUUGUAAGAAUUUAAAAGCUCGCUGUGCUUUGAACACAGAGAUCUGUUAUAAUGAGUACAGAGGGAGACACACAGCGCUUCUUCAGGACGUCUCAGGUUCCCGAUCCUCCUCUCUCACAGCUGUGUGAGGACGUGAAAAUGGAGACGUCAGAUGGAGGGACGCCUGAAGUGACAGAAGUCUGUGUAAAGAAAGAAGAGGACAUCUAUGACUACGGGGACAACCUCGACAACACACCUGAAGAUAUCUGCAUUAAAGAGGAAGAUCCUGACCAUAAAGACUACCUCUACUGUGAGGUUUGCAAAUCCGUCUUCUUCAACAAGUGUGAGGUUCAUGGCCCGCCUCUCUUCAUCCCUGAUACUCCUGUUCCCAUGGGCGUCUCUGACCGAGCCAGACUAACUCUUCCUCCUGGACUAGAGAUUCAGAAGUCCAGUAUUCCUGCUGCAGGUCUGGGGGUGUUUAAUAAGGAGGAGACUGUUCCAGUAGGUGCACAUUUUGGACCCUACCAGGGAGAGCUAGUAGACCGAGAGGAAGCCAAAAACAGCGGAUACUCCUGGGUGAUCUACAAAAGCAGGCAGUGUGAGGAAUACAUAGAUGGUGCAAGAGAAGUUCAUGCAAAUUGGAUGAGGUAUGUGAAUUGCGCUCGUCAUGAUGAAGAACAGAAUCUUGUGGCAUUUCAGUAUCAAGGUGGAAUUAUGUAUCGGUGCUGUCGACCCAUAAACCCAGGACAGGAGCUCUUAGUGUGGUAUGAAGAGAAGUACGCCAAAGAACUCAGUCCUGCCUUUGACUACCUAUGGAACAAAAAGUGCUCCACAAAUGAAUCAAACAAUACCCUGUUGCGAAGCUUUUCCUGCUCUAUAUGUGCUGUUUCUUAUUCAUCCCAAAUUUAUCUUGACAAACAUAUCCAGAGAUGUCACUGUGAAGAGUAUCUGAAACUGCGGCAAUCAGAAGAGAUUAAACAUGAGCUUCCUAAUUCCUCAAAAGGCUCCAGUCAGCCCAUAUCAUCUGAUACUCUCAGUUCUCACAAUGACGUACAGAAGAAAAUUCAUCAUUGCUCAGACUGUGGAAAGAGUUUUGCUGAUCAGAAUGCCCUCAAAGCUCAUAAGUGCAUUAACACGGUAAAGAAGCCGUAUCACUGCUUACAGUGUGGAAAGAGUUUUACUCAGAGACGUAAUCUCAAUAACCACCAGCUCCUUCACACAGGAGAGAAGCCAUUUCACUGCUUAGAGUGUGGGAAGAGAUUUACUCAGCAGUGUAAUCUUGACCGACACCAGCGCCUUCACACAGGAGAGAAGCCGUAUCAGUGUCCACAGUGUGGGAAGAGAUUUAAUCAGCGGUAUCAUCUCUACCAACACCAGCACCUUCACACAGGAGAAAAGCCUUAUCACUGCUUACAGUGUGGAAAGAGUUUUACUAAGCAGGGUGCUUUCCAAGAACACCAGCACAUUCACACCGGAGAGAAGCCGUAUCAGUGCUCACAGUGUGGAAUGAAUUUUCCUCUACAGAGUACUCUUCGAAAACAUCAGCGCACUCACGCUAGGGAAAAGCUGUAUCAAUGCCCACAGUGUGGAAAAAGUUUUAUUCAGCAGAGUACACUUCAAAAACAUCAGUGCCUUCACACCGGGAAGAAGCCGUAUCACUGUUCAGAGUGUGGAAAAGAUUUCAGUUGCAAGGGUCAUCUCCAGUUACACCGGCGCUGUCACACAGGGGAGAAGCCGUAUCAGUGCUCACAGUGUGGGAAAUGUUUUACUUGCAAGAGCCUUCUCCAGCAACACAAGCGCAUUCACACUGGUGAGAAGCCGUAUCAGUGCUCCCAGUGUGAACAGAGGUUUGCUCAUCACAGUACUUUUAACAGACACCAGCGCGUUCACACUGGAGAGAAGCCAUAUCAUUGUUCACAGUGUGGAAAGAGUUUUACUCACCGAAGUACCCUCAAAGAUCAUCAGAACCUUCACACAGGAGAGAAGCCAUAUCAGUGCUCACAGUGUGGAAAGAGCUUUACUCAGAGAAGUAACCUCAAAGACCACCAGCGCCUUCACACAGGAGAGAGGCCGUAUCAGUGCUUAGAUUGUGGAAAGAGUUUUAAUCGACCGAGUACUUUGCAACAACAUCAGAGUGUUCACACCGGAGAGAUGCCCUAUCACUGCUCGGACUGUGGAAAGACUUUCAGUGAUCAGAAUGCCCUCAAAUCACAUCAGUGCGUUCACACAGUGGAGAAGCCAUAUCAGUGUUCAGAGUGCGGGAAGAGAUUUACUCAGCGCGGGAACCUCCAGCGCCACCAGCGACUUCACACAGGGGAGAAGCCGUAUCAGUGCUCACAGUGCGGGAAAUGUUUUACUUGCCAGAGCCAUCUCCAACAACACCAGCGCAUUCACACCGGAGAAAAACCGUAUCACUGCUCGCAGUGUGGGAAGAGGUUUGCUCACCCGGGGACAUUCCAAAAACACCAGCGCAUUCACACCGGCGAGAAGCCGUACUGCUGUUCACAGUGCGGAAAAAGGUUUACUCAGCAAGGUACUUUCCAAAAACACCAGCACCUCCACACAGGGGAGAAGCCGUAUCACUGCUCACACUGCGGGAAGAGUUUUACUCAGCAGGGAACUCUGCAGCAACACCAGCGCCUCCAUACAGGAGAGAAGCCUUAUCACUGCUCUGAGUGCGGAAAAAACUUCAAUCGGCAGAGCUCUCUCCAACAACACCAGCGCAUUCACACGGGAGAGAAGCCGUACCACUGCUCACACUGCGGGAAGAUGUUUACCCAGCAGGGUACGCUCCAAAAACACCAGCGCCUUCACACGGGGCAGAAACCAUUUCACUGUUCACAGUGUUUAAGGAGUUUUAACGAGCGCGGUGCUUUCCAAACACACCAGUGCCUUCACAGAGGAGAGAAGCCGCAUCACUGCUCGCAAUGCGGAAAGACGUUUGUUUAUUUAGUUACAUUUAACACCCACAAGUGCACUAACUUUAACAUGAUUUAAAGUCGUCAGAUUUAUUGUUUUAAUGUUUUUGGCUAAAAAAAAAAAAAUCUGUACCCUGUACUCUGUCACAGUGGAACCUUGGAUUACGAGCAUAAUUCGUUCCGGAAGUGGGCUCAUAUUCCAAAACACAUAAUUAAACGUAAGUCAAAGCAAAUUUUCCCAUAAAAAAGUAUUUUGAAACUUAAAUGUUUCAUUUCAUAGCCUAAAAAAAUACAUACAUAAAAAUUAUUAAUAUGAAAUAUAAAGUAAAAAUAAAACAAAUUAACCUGCACUUUAUCUUUAAAAAAAGGCAAAAAUGUGUGUGUGUGAAGGGGCACAGUGUCUAAUUAUGUGCACGCACAUGACAGAGAGAGAGAGAGAAGGAAAAUGGAUCUUUAAACUUUAUAAUGAGACUUUCUUUUGCUUUACACACGUUACACGUGUUAUAAUAAACAGUACACACGCACUUACAAACACAAAAUAAAAUGUUUUACACACACAUGUGGUCACAGUGUUAUAGUAAACAGCACAGGUGUGCACAGAUGUUGAUUAUACCAGUAAGAGAUGCACACUAAGACUUAGAGGAGACGAUUACCCACAAUUCCGCAGCACAAGAGAGAGAGAAAAACAUUCGCUCAGUUGUGAUUACGUGACGCUCGGCGUCAAAACAAGAAGCGCAUGAGUAAUACAUGAUACUCAGUACACGUAAACCAAGAUUUGUUCGAAGUCAAAAUUUGUUAAAAAUUUUGCUUGUCUUGCGGAACACUCGCAAACCGUGUUACUCGCAAUCUGAGAAUUCACUGUACUUGUAUUUUUUAUUUUAUUCAACUUGACAUUUUGCAAAAGGCAAAUUAUGUAAUUAUAGUUAUGAUUAUUAAUAAUAGUUAUCUACUCAUAUGCACUAGUAUAUGCAAUCAUAUUUAUAAACAGUAGAUCAUAUACAGUACCAGUCAGAAGUUUGGACACAACUUUCUAAUUCAUUGUUUUUUGUUAGUUUUUUGUUUUUUGUCCAACCUUUUUGGAACAGUUCCUGCAAGAACAGUAUUGUGUCAGUAUUGUGAACAGUAUUUGCGUUUGUAAAACCCAUCAGGCUCUAUGGUGAAACUGUCCGUCAUGAAGAGUUUCCCAAAACUAAGCUCUGCUGCAGAGGAAAAGGGUUAGUCCUCAGAAAUCACCAAUUAACAACCAGCACCUCAGAUUAGAGCCGUUAUGAAGCUUUACAGAGCAGAAGUAGCAGAUAAACAUCUCAAUAUCAACUGUUCAAAGGAGAUUAUUGUGUAUUUUAGACGUCUUCAGUAUUGCUUUAGUGUAGAAAAAGGAAAACAUGGAGUUGGAAGGGGUGUCCAAACUUUUAACUGGUAGUGCAUGUAUGAUAAAGAUCUGUUUUGUUAACUCUAAGUAGUUGUGAUCACACAUUAGCAUUACACUGUCCUGCAUUAACUCCAACACUGUUACUAGUGAAAUACUGCAUGCGUUAGACUAGUUUAUUUCAAAAUCAGCAGUAAAAAGAGUAUGUUCGAGUUUGUAAAUGAAUAAA